Molecule: messenger RNA, 4515 nt
Organism: Sitophilus oryzae (rice weevil)
Lineage: Eukaryota; Metazoa; Arthropoda; Insecta; Coleoptera; Curculionidae
Exons: 20
Coding region: 441-3818 (1125 amino acids)
Molecular function (GO): protein binding
Source: RefSeq, a predicted model, not a curated record
UGCUGAUCGCGGAUCGGUGCGUUCCGUCGAGCUUGGAACACGAAAAACGCGUUUCGGCGAUGUUUUAUUUAUACAAACAUCGGCGCAAGUGACAGAUAAAUCGGGGAUAUUUAGUUGUUUUGGAUUUUGUGGAUGUUAUUACUGCGAAAACGAUUUGAUUUAGUCGGGAAAGUUUGAUUUUGUGGUGAAUUUUUGAGGAUUUAUUAAAUAUUUGGAUCGGUCUUGGCUUCAGAUUCAAGAGGUCUUGGUGAAUAUAGAUUGUAAUAUAACGAGUUUUAUCUUUCUUCUCUGUUUUAACUGAUUUACGCGAAAAUCUGCAUACAACAACAAAGGAACCCGUCUAUUUUACCAAACAGCUGUAGUUAGUGAAUACAUACAACAGUUUCAGUGCGUCUACAUAGUGAAUUAAGCCAUCUUAACGUUAAUUCAUCGUUAAAACCAUGACCAUGGCCUCGAAUAUAGUGACGGAAUGGCUGAAAUCGUUACGAUUAGGCCAAUAUUCCGAAAGUUUCAUCGAUAACGGUUAUGACGACUUGGAAAUCUGCAAACAAAUCGGCGACCCUGACUUGGAUGCCAUCGGAGUGUUCAACCCUUCACACAGAGCGCGGUUGCUUCAAAGUGUUCGAACUCUACGCGAAGAGGGAGCUGCAAGUGUUUACUUCAGUCUGGAAGAAGCCGAAAAAGCCAACCAGGAGGACGAUACCAACACCAUUCAAAACUUUUUGACAUCUUCGGCGAAUAAUAGUGAUGUUGAUAGACACAGUAACUCUUCCAAGGCUUCGGGUGAUAAGACUGUACCUAGUGCACCACCUCCAUGUACCGAGGAAGUCGCGAAGUACUUGGAUGAGUAUGAGGAGGGUAAAGCUGAGCUGGUGAAGAUACCUAGGAUGCAGCUGAAGGUGUUGCUGAAGGAGAAGCUGAUGCAGGAUGGUGUGAAGCUGAGUUUUCAACCUUAUUCAACUCAGGAUGGUGAACGGGGUUACCUGGAAGGACUGGCAUCGAGGUACGCAGACCUUUUUUCAACACACUACGGUGACGUUUUAGGUCAUCUGGAGGACCUUAGGAAAACAGAGGUGGCGGAAUCAGCCACGAGAGAGCGCUUACAAUCGAACACUUCGGACACGAACAGCGUGGGAAGUAACACUAGUCAGGGCAUGACGUCGUCACAGAGUCAACCCCUCUACGUACCAGGCAAAUAUUUACCAUCUAGUUGUUUAACACAUAAAGAAGAGGAUGAAAUAUACGGUUUUGCUGGUCCUGUACUGAAACCAAACCAAAUACAUCUUCCUCAAUCGCAAAAGAUCAUUGCACCUCCCAUGACUCAACCAUUAUUAUCACAUCAGCAGCAUAACUAUCAAACGUGUUUAAGUCCCAGAUCAGCGUACUUCUACGAAUUUCCGCCAAAUGAACAAAGUUACUCGAACACCAGCAAGAAGAAAAACACAUUUUCUCGGAUCCAGAGAAUAUUUAAAACGUCCCAUCGGAAGGAAAAGCACGGGUCCAGUUCUCCAAGGCACGGAAGGGCAGCAGCCAGAGGUGUUCCUCAAAGGGUGGACACUCCUGACAGCGUCCUGCAAUCCGGCUUAGGGCUGUCAGAUCUGGGCCAGCACGCCGUCCUGCGUUCCAUGGUGGAUCCCAUGGAUUAUGAUCGACUGCGCCAUCUGCAGAUGAACGGCGGCACUCCGAACUCGUUCGAAGAGACAAUCUAUAAACUCAAGGUUCAGGAGGCUCUAAGAAAAAGGGAGAAGUUUGCGAAGGAACACGAAGAGAUAUUAAGAGACAUAAAACAGGGUUUACUACAAUUAGGAAAAGAAGGUAUACGAGGGCCUCUAACAUCUGCAGAUGACACGUAUAUGUACGACGAUGACGUCAGGAUGCUGGCGCCAUCUUGUAUGCCCCACCCUCAUGAUCCUCGUUUGGGACACUGGUACGACGAACCGCCCUACGAAAGCGAUCCAGAAGAUUUUUUAAUGGGAGGGAGAGGGGGACCACAAGCUACGAUACAGAACGGAAGAGUUUGCUUCACGCUGAACGUUCGACCAGACCAAAAAAGUGGAGAGGGAGUUAUAUCUCUACGUACUGCAGGAGAUAUUUCCCUUCCUACAGCUCACUGUCAGACACCUAGAAGAGGUCUGAUUUUACCCAGGGAAGCUGGGUAUCCACCCACAAUCAUACCAUUAAGGUCUUCCAGAGAGCGGGAAAGUGGCGAUUAUGCCAGUUCCGACGUCCAGAGUGUCAGUUCGAGAUUAUCCACGCUUUCCAUGGACACAAGCAGAUCCGAGUUAUUAGAGAUGACAAGCAUGAUAUCGCCUCAGUGUUACACGCAGCUCGAUAACAACAGUAAACAGCGACAUUUUAGUAGGCGCAGUCAUAACUAUCCGAGAAGUGAAGACGGCCUAUCACCUAGUCAGAGUUCAGACUACGAAGACCAAGAAGAGUAUAGCAACUGUAGUCAGCAACAAAUAGCUACCGUCCAUGUGUCAAGUGAUGGAAGAACUGGAGUGUCCAGUUUGGUGGGAAAAGUUAGAGGUUUAAGAGAAGAUGUCCAAAGGAAAAUAUCACGAUUAAAAGGAGACGAUCAACGAACCAAUCAUGAACAAACACACACUUUCUCAGCUAGUUCAGUGGAAAGUUUACCAAGUGGAUCUGGCUCAAGUACGCAGGCGUUAGUGAGAGCUGGAAGUAACCACAGCUCUAUAUCAACAGAGGAAGUAGAUCCUAGUCCCACAGAUCAAAUUAUUGGUCGAGCCAGAGCAGUUAUGGAUCAAAUACCAAGUUCGUACGAUAAGGAAGCGUUAAAAUUUAAGGCUGGUGAUAUAAUAGACAUAGUUUCCAUGAACGCGAGCGGACUUUGGCGAGGCAUCUGCCACGGCAAAAAGGGCACUUUCAAGUUCAAACACGUCGAACUGUUGUCCGAGAGAUCAGUAAAACCCAAACGCGAGCCUAAGUCAUGGCACAGGGCCGUCAAGGGCAAACCUGUAUCCGUGGAGGAUUUACUCCAUAAAAUUGGUCUGCCGGAUUACAUAUCCGUUUUCGUGCUGAACGGAUACGAAGAUUUGGAGCUGUUCAAGGAAAUUGAACCUUCGGAUAUGGAUUAUUUGGGGAUAGUGAACGCCGAUCACAGGGCGAAGAUUUUGACGGCGGUGCAGUUGCUGCAUGAGUUGGAUUCAGGUAGUGAGGGCGACAUUGCAGGCUCGAGCAGCGAGAACGACGACCAGCGGCAACACCGCACCAACUUCGGCCGACGUCACUUUCCGCGCGAUUCUGGUUGCUACGACGGCCACAAGAGGUCGCACAUGUCGCCCCAAUCCGACACCAGCGACCAAGCGGACAAGAACAACCUUGAUUCGGUGGUGGAGCAGUGUAACAACGAAAUAUUAGCUAGGAAUAAUGUGCGUCAAGCGCAAAAGAACCAUUUAAACACCAAAGAAGACCUCGGCUACGAGAUGAACAUACCGCCUAUGGUGCUGGAACGAAAAACGAAGGAUUCCUAUGUCACCAUGCACGGUCAGACGUCCUUGGUCGAUCCUUGCAGGCGCAAUUUGCCGAGUAGGAAGAAAACCGUUGAGGAUUUUUGCGAAACCGAUCAAAAAUUUUCGUCAGUAAAAUUUGUGGUUGGUUCUGAGCUCUCCGAACAGGGAUCCCUCAACAUCCUGGGCAAGAGUUGCCUGAGCGAAAAGUCAAGCGACAGCGGCGUGAGCAGCAGUUCUCUGUCUUCCACGCUGAAAGAGAGGGACAGCAGGUCGAUGCAGUUCCAGCAUCAUCUAGAUAGAAGCAAUAUUAGUGCCAACGUUACGUCCACUACUGCCAAUAAGUAAUGAGAAGUUAGGAAGAAUGUUAGGAAAAUACUUAAAAAAGACAUUUACUGUCAUGGUUUUGUUGGUUAUAUAUGGCCGUAGAACGAUUAGAUUUUACCUAAAAGAUAUGUGAAUCAUUUUGACACAUUCACAGAGUUACCCUGUGUUCCAAAAAAGUUCUCAGAUUUUCUACACUGGCCAGCACAAAAAACAGGCAUCUUAAAUGUUAUAUUCAAGUUUACUAUAGUUUGUUCUAAUGGGCCGAUAUUGGUGCUAAACAAUUUGUAGCUAAACUUGUUGACAUUUUUCCUCUUUUUAAAUAAAAAUACAGUUUUCUGUAACUAUUUGUAAAAAUUUUCUCCAAUAUCAACAUUUCGUUUUCCUCCUAUAAUAAUAUGAGGGAAAAGGAAAUGUUUGUUGUAAAAAUUUGAAACACCCUUUGGAAUCCUUUAACAAAGCAAGAAUUUCAAAAAUAACUUUAUCAUUAAAGUGCAUCUUUUCUUGAUGGCUUGUUUUUUAUUCAUCAUUGGCUUACUUUUUGUUGUAGAUAUUCGCCUUUGAAGAGAACACUAACGAAUCUACAGCAUUUUUAGCAUUUGAUGCAAGUCUUUGCUUUGAACUUUGUAAAUUUUGUGCCAGUCAGGGUAUUUAUUUGUUUAUCUUAUACCGGGUGCGUCUUAAAAGUGGCUCACCUCUAUAAGUUUUUUUAAUUUUGCAA